Botrytis byssoidea is the source of this 1773-nucleotide messenger RNA. RefSeq lists its product as uncharacterized. Gene Ontology annotation, molecular function: dipeptidyl-peptidase activity. The coding region runs from base 1 to 1773 and encodes 590 amino acids. The record is from RefSeq and is a predicted model, not a curated record. Lineage: Eukaryota; Fungi; Ascomycota; Leotiomycetes; Helotiales; Sclerotiniaceae. The transcript has 6 exons.
AUGACCACCAGCAAUAAGAUUAGAGAUAUCUCAGAAGUCAUUGAAGACAAAGAGAAUGGAUUGGUAUUUGAGAAAAACGUCUCCAUUCCAUUGAAGGCAUCUGAUCUUCCUGUGAGAUGUAAUGUCUAUAGACCAAUUGCUCCAGAAGGUGCCAAAUUCCCUGUCCUUGUGACAUAUGGACCUUAUGGAAAAGACAUCCCUUACGUUAAUUUCUUCGCCAAAUCCUUCAGCGAGGUCAACCCUGAGCAUAAAAGUAAAUAUAGUGCUUGGGAAACCCCAGAUCCAGUAUUCUGGACUUCCAAAGGAUAUGUGGUUGUAAGAGCGGAUGAGAGAGGACUGGGUCAAAGUCCUGGACUCUUAGAUACAAUGUCUCGAGGCACGAGCGAGUGUUUCUUUGAUGUUGUUGAGUGGACAUCCGAGCAACCUUGGUCUUCUGGAAAAGUUGGACUGUUGGGAAUCAGUUAUUAUGCAGGCAGUCAAUGGCGUGUUGCAGCUCGUAGGCCAAAGGGUCUUGCGGCUAUCAUACCAUUGGAGGGAAUGACUGAUUAUUACCGUGAUCGAUGCAGACAUGGUGGAAUCCUCUCAGAUGAAUUCAUUCGAUUUUGGUGGAAUAGACAAGUUAUCACCAAUCAAUACGGUCGACCUGGACGUGCAGCUUCGAAAUGGGAUGAAGAGACGCUUCUUAAGAAUCGUAAUGACCAGACUAUCGAUAACGUUAACAAUCGCUUUUUGGAUGACUAUUAUUACAAAUCAAAGGAUUUCAAUUUGGAGGACAUUGAUGUUCCGGUUUUAUCAGUAGCGAAUUGGGGAGGUAUUUUGUUGCAUCUUCGAGGCAAUGUAAAUGGCUACAUGUGGGCAGGUUCCAAGUUGAAGUAUCUUCGUUUCAUUACUGGACGCCACGAUCUUCCCUUUUACUACAGGAAAGAAGUUGAGAUACAGAAAUCGUUCCUCGAUGCGUUUCUCAAGGAUGACGACAAAAUUGGCUGGUCUAUCCCCGGAAAAGUCAGCCCUGUCAGUGUGAUUCUUCGAAAAGGCGAUGUUGGUUACAAUAAUGCUGAAGCAGAAACCAAAUAUGAACGAAGAGAAGAAACAGGAUGGCCAUUAGCAGGAACACAAUAUACCAAAUUCUAUCUCACACCAGGGAAGACACUUUCCAGAGAUCCGCCAGCAUCAAGUGCGGAAAAGGUUUCAUAUGAUGCUUUGGGAAGUCUCAAAAAUCCAAAACUCGUCCAAUUCACAAGCGCACCAUUCGAGCAAGAAACAGAAAUUACCGGACAUGUCACCGCACAUCUUAACGUAUCCCUCUCCCCUUCCACAUCAGCAACCGCCCCAGCAAAAGACAUCGAUAUCUUCUUGACUCUCCGCCAUACCUCCCCCUCAGGCGAAGAAAUUUUCUACACCGGCACAGCUGGAGAUCCAGUUCCACUGACUAAAGGCUGGCUCCGAGUAUCUCUUCGUAAAAUCGCGGAGAAUCAUCCGCGGAAUCUACCAUAUCAACCAUAUCGCAAAUAUCGCUCGAUAGAUGUUCAGGAAGUUAAACCUGAAACUGGCUAUGCAGUGGAUGUAGAGGUGUGGCCUACUAAUGUUGUGGUAGAAAAGGGGGGAAAGAUUGUGCUGGAAGUGAGUUCGGGGGAUACUCAGGGAAGUGGAAUUUUUGCUCAUGGAAAUGAGAAGGAUAGAUCCGUAGAGAAAUUUGCAGGUAAGAAUAACAUCCAUUUCGGUGAUGGACAGGAGAAUUUCGUCACAUUGCCUAUUGUGCCAUCAAGAUUAUAA